Molecule: messenger RNA, 804 nt
Organism: Trichomonas vaginalis G3
Lineage: Eukaryota; Parabasalia; Trichomonadida; Trichomonadidae
Product: protein kinase-like (PK-like) family
Exons: 1
Coding region: 1-804 (267 amino acids)
Source: RefSeq, a predicted model, not a curated record
AUGAUUAAUGCCUCUUCAUUUUUCUCCAUAGAUAAGGAUUAUUGGACACUCGUAUGCUCAAAAGGAAGAUUUUUUAUAGAAUUUGAAAUUGGCGGAAAGGCAAGGGAAAAAGAAUAUAUAGAUAGUGAAAGACGAUACGCAUCCAAACUAUACCAUUUGGUGCCUCAUAUUUUUGCAAAAUUGGAAAAAAUUGAAUUAGAUCAAAAUUUAUUCAUCAGAUAUGAGUAUUUUCCGGGUGGAGAUUUAUAUUCAUUAAUAAAGUCAGGUGAAACAAAGAACUUUUCAUUGGUACAAAAGCUCAAGAUUGGCUACGGUGUUGCUUUGUCAAUAAAAGUGUUGGAAGAUAAUUCACUUUUUCAUCCAUCCCUAACUGAUAAAUAUAUAUUUAUAGACGAAAACACUGAACCACAUAUUGUCAGCUAUACAUUCAUGCCAGAAGGAAAGCACCAUUCAAUAAGGGAUAAUAUAAUCGAAUUAGGAAAUAUCUUAGAAAAGCUAGGAAAUGAUAAAAAUGACAAAGUAACUUCAUUAUCAUACUUGUGUAAGUAUUCAAAUAUCUCAAUUGAUAUCAUUAUUAGCAAGAUUAUAAUGAUUGCGAAUGAGUUAAAUGAAACAGAAAAUGAAAUUUUCAAUAAAUACGUAAACACUGCAGAUACUAAUUCCAAUAUAAAACCACAUAAUUGCAUGACAGAUUUGUUAAAGGCAUAUAAAAAUGGAAUCUCACAUGCAAAUUCUAUUAUUGAACAAAUGAUAGACAUGGAAUACAUUACUUCAAACAAAAAAGAUUUAAUACAAAAUAUUUAA